Molecule: messenger RNA, 933 nt
Organism: Hemiscyllium ocellatum (epaulette shark)
Lineage: Eukaryota; Metazoa; Chordata; Chondrichthyes; Orectolobiformes; Hemiscylliidae
Gene: mcidas
Product: multiciliate differentiation and DNA synthesis associated cell cycle protein
Exons: 5
Coding region: 1-933 (310 amino acids)
Biological process (GO): negative regulation of cell cycle; negative regulation of DNA replication
Cellular component (GO): nucleus
Source: RefSeq, a predicted model, not a curated record
AUGGCACUGCAGACCUGUUCCAUGCAAUUCCCGCAAUGGAGUUUUGAAUUCCAGAAUCAGGCUUUAGAAGCAGCAUCGGAGUUUGACCUGCAGGAUUUCAAAGAUGUUGUUUCCCUGAUGUCCACAGACCCAUCAUCUUUGAUGCAACCCAUGUCCAUGACUGAUGCAGAACUGCCUCUUUCUGACUAUGUGUCUGAUCUAGAGGCAUGCAUUUCAUCCUCAAUCCCAGUUGUGGAAGACUCUCUGCUGGAGAUGAAUCUGCAGACAGAUCACUCACAACCAACUGAACAAUUUUGGAAAGACGUGGCAGAAGAAAAUCAAAAAGCUCUAGGAGAUGCUCUGGAGGAAAAUGAACAGCUGCAGGUCACUUUAAAGAGAAAACAGAAUGAAAUUGUAUCACUGAAGGAAAGAAAUGUCCAACUGAAAGAGCUUGCUAGUAAGGCAAAACAUUUGGCAUCUAUACUUGAUAAACUAAUGAAACAGGAAUGCCAGAACACCAGUGACACCAUGUCUGAGAUCUUUCCCUCAAAAGUCUCAACGAAGCGGCAAAGGAUCGAGGACACCUACUUUUACAACCAGGACUGUGAUAAAGUGGAUGAGAUUUUAAGAGAUAUCUCGGAAAAGUGCAAUGCAGCCUUGCAAACACUGAGUGACACGGACUCUAGAUAUUUCAGGAUGAAAAAGUACUCAGAAGAAACCAGUUGUAAUGAAAGUCAGGAAACCAUCAACAUGUAUGGAACUUUCAAUGGGCUUCAAACAUCAAUGGGCUGCCACAUGGUCAGCUCAGAUACCAAUGAACUGGACAACGAUAUGUCCUUUAAGACAUCAAUUCGCAAUCACUGCACAAUAAGAACACUAGCUUUUCCUCAGGGUAAUGCAUUUACAACCAGGACACCAAAUGGGGGUUUCAAGUUUCGAUGGAUUCCCACUUGA